Drosophila grimshawi is the source of this 3362-nucleotide messenger RNA. RefSeq names its product zinc finger protein 420-like. Gene Ontology annotation, molecular function: RNA polymerase II cis-regulatory region sequence-specific DNA binding; zinc ion binding; DNA-binding transcription factor activity. Gene Ontology annotation, cellular component: nucleus. Lineage: Eukaryota; Metazoa; Arthropoda; Insecta; Diptera; Drosophilidae. The record is from RefSeq and is a predicted model, not a curated record. The transcript has 10 exons. Gene Ontology annotation, biological process: regulation of transcription by RNA polymerase II. The coding region runs from base 64 to 3177 and encodes 1037 amino acids.
CGAGGCAUCCGCGCAUCUUUUUUCUACCAUUAUUCUAUAAAAAAUUUGUUUUGCGUCAAAACGAUGGCAAAAGUACCAAAUAAAUGGCUAAAAACCACUUGCAGAGUGUGCGGCAAAUACGCCAGUUUCAAGAAAUCAUUCAAAAUAUUCGACAAAGUCAAUACAAAGCUGCUGAGCAACAUAGAAGCGCUCACUGGCCUCCAGUUGGAAAGCUAUAUGUGCCUGCCAGAGCUGAUGUGCGAGUGCUGCAAUAUUGAGUUGACCAGUGCUAUCCGGUUUCGCGAUCGAUGCAUCACGGCCCAACGGGAACUGCUCGCUGGAUUAACCAAACAGCAACUGGAGGAUAUUCCCGAGAAGUAUAAGGCCCUAAUAAUGGGCAUUGAGGCAAGGACGGAACCAGCGGAUGACCAGGACCAGGAGACCGAGGUUGACUCCGAACCCGACGCCGAGUGUGAAAUUGAGCCGUAUAACCAGCAGGUGGGGCAUUCAGAGAAUCAUUUUGUGAAAUUGGUACCGGAUAGUAGUGAUGAUGGUGGCACAAUCACCAAAGUCAAAUAUGAGAUUGCCCCGGAUAUGAGCGAUUUGAUCGAGGCUGAUCAUGAGGAUGACAAUGUGUCAAUGGUUGAGGACACUCAGUACGAAUGUCUCGUGCAAGACGACGAUGAUAAUGUUGUAAAAAUUGACAACAUAUCGGAUCAAUUGAAUGUGGCUGAUCCCAAUGAGAUGUAUCUGUAUGAUUCGGAUGAUGAGGUGGCCGUCCUGGACAAUGUACUCGACGAUGAAUAUGAGCUCGAGAAUGUUGUGAAAAAGUCCAGUCUGCCGCCAAAGCCAAAGAUAAAACCAGACGAUCCGCGACGCCGAGGAGCAGGCGGUGUCUACAUCUGUGAUCAAUGCGGCAACCACAUCAAGGGACGCAUGGCCUUCGAGCUACAUUGCCGUCGCCACCGUGGCGAGAAGGAGUUCCAGUGCGAAAUCUGUGAGAAAUGCUUUUGUACCACAUCGGAGCUCAAGCGGCACAUGCGCAAGCACACUGGUGAGCGACCAUUCGCCUGCCAGUAUUGCGGACGCUGCUUUUCCGACUACACGACGCGGGUCAAGCACGAGCGCACCCACACCAAUGAGCGCCCCUAUGCGUGUGGCACCUGUGGCAAGGCGUUCACCACAGGCUACAUACUUAAGAACCAUAUGUUGACACAUUCCGGCUUACGCUCUUAUAGAUGCGAGCUGUGCGAUAAGUCGUUUAUGCUUCCAACUCAUCUCAGCACUCAUAUGCGUACCGGCGUGCACAAGCGUACCUUGGAAAAGUAUCAACUGAAGCAGCAAAUGCAGCAUGAUCCGGCCCUUCAGCUCAAAUUGGAAAUGGAUGAGGAGAGCUUGCACAUUCAGGAUUUCCAGAAGCGGCUUCUGUCAGCCUUAUCUGAGAAGGAACUUCAGCAAGUAUCCGAGGAUUAUAGGGAAGCCGUAAAGGACUCUUCAGGCAAGAGAAACCACAAUGCAACUAAUAUAAAUCAACCGACGGCAGUUGAAGAGCUAAUCAUUAAACAAGAAGAACACGAAAUAUUUGUGGACGAAGAGGUUGAACUCCAAGGAUCCGAGUCCUCUGAGACAAUAGAGAAUACAUUUGAUGAAUACCAAUUUGCGAUUGACAACCAUGAUUAUGAAAAAUCGGUUGGGUAUAUACUUCCUGAUAAGGGAUCAGAUGAAGUGUUGGAGGUGUUGGACAGAGUAUUAAAAGUCGAUCCUGAUGAUAAACAGUUUGUUUGCAAUCGCUCUGAGCUGAAGCAUCACAUGUCAACACAUCCUGAUAAAUGUCGCUAUCCCUGCCAGUACUGUAAACGCUCUUUCAAGGACUGCGAUUCGCGGAUCAACCACGAACGCACCCACACCCAUGAGCGCCCCUAUCCAUGCGAAAUCUGCAGCAAGAAUUUCACCACAAAAUACGUACUUCAAAACCAUAUGUACGCAGAACUUUUGUUUGUUUAUCGAAUUGUUAUUAUUAUAAUGCUCAAAAACAUGUGCAGAGUAUGCGGCAGAUAUGCAGCCUACAAGAACUCGUUGAAAAUCUUUGAAAAUCAAGAUAUGCUGUGGAGCAUUCAAGUUCUCACGGGCUUAGUCUUGGAAAAUGCUGAAUGUUUGCCAAAACUGAUUUGUAUUUGCUGCCAGACAGAACUGCGCGAGGCAAUCAGAUUCAGCGAAAGAGUCAUUGCAGUUCAGAAGAGACUUCUUUCAGCGUUGACUGAGGAGCAACUUCUGCAAAUUUCCGAAGAGUAUAGAGAAGCCGUAAGGGACUCUUCGGGCAACUAUACCCAAAAUGUAACUAAAACGAAGCACAACUCAGAGGCACAAUCCGAAUCCACUACAAAUCUACCUGGGACAGACGAAGAGCUGAUCAUUACGGCGCAGCACGAAGAAAACGAAAUAAUCAUAGAGGAACAUGGCAAACAGGACGACUUAAUGGAGUAUGAUUUCAUCAUUGACGAUGAUAUAAGUCAACAGGCUGACCAGCAGGAAUCCCAGUCCCAGAACAUAUCUGAAGAACACCAAUUUGCUAUUACCAGCGAAGAUUAUGAAAAAUCUGUUGCCGAUGGUUAUAUCCUACCCGACAAGGGAUCAGAUGAAGAGUUUGAGGUGUUGGACAGAGUGUUAAACGACGAGAUUGCAACGGCCCAGAGUAUAGGCAAAAGGGUACCUGGGCGAAAGCGCAUCGCCAAUCUCAGAUACGUUUGUGAUGAAUGUGGCAAUCACAUAUCUGGUCGAAUGGCAUUUGAGCUCCAUUGUAGACGACAUCGGGGCGAUAAGCAAUACGAAUGCGACAUCUGCCAGGAUCGUUUCUGCACUGGCUCCGAGCUAAAGCGUCACAUGCGGAGACACACUGGGGAACGUCCAUUUGCCUGCCAGUACUGCGGACGCUGCUUCACGGACUACAGCACCCGGGUGAAGCACGAGCGGACACACACCAAUGAGCGACCCUAUGCCUGCCAGAACUGUGGCAAAGCCUUCACUACUGCCUAUAUACUGAAGAACCACAUGCUCAUCCAUUCCGGCGAGCGCGCAUUCAGCUGCGAGCUGUGCAAUAAAACUUUUAUUAGACAAACGCAUCUCGUUACGCAUUGUCGGUCGAGCGCUCAUAAGCGCAAUCUGGAGCGACAAAACCAGGAGAUAAAGAUUGAGAGCUGAAAUUCCUUCCAUGUGAAUUAAAUAUUAAAUUAUUUGCAUACAAUUGUUUUUGCUUAUUUAAUCUGGAAGCAAUCUAUUGGAAUGUUCAAUAAUGCGCUAGCAGAUUUCCUCAGUCAUUAGUGCUAUAUUAUGUUAUACAUGUAAAGAAGACCGAUUUAAAAAUUAAAUUUUACUAAAUCCAAAUA